Dovyalis caffra is the source of this 369-nucleotide messenger RNA. Lineage: Eukaryota; Viridiplantae; Streptophyta; Magnoliopsida; Malpighiales; Salicaceae. The record is from the annotation of a GenBank genome assembly.
AUGGCAUCAAAGCUAGUUCAGUUGCAAUCCAAGGCUGCUCAAACCUCACAGUUUGUGGCUAAGCAUGGUUGUUCUUAUUACAGGCAGUUGCUUGAACAAAACAAGCAAUAUAUCCAGAACCCACCCACUGUUGAGAAAUGUAAUCUUUUGUCCAAGCAAUUGUUUUACACCCGCCUCGCCAGUAUUCCUGGGCGUUAUGAAGCAUUCUGGAAGGAGCUUGAUUCUGCCAAGCAACUGUGGAAAAACAGGAAGGAAUUGAAGGUUGAGGAGGUUGGCAUUGCUGCUCUGUUUGGGCUGGAGUGCUUUGGAUGGUUUUGUGCGGGUGAGAUUGUUGGUCGAGAGUUUACAUUUACUGGUUACUAUGUCUAA